Molecule: messenger RNA, 1002 nt
Organism: Colletotrichum higginsianum IMI 349063
Lineage: Eukaryota; Fungi; Ascomycota; Sordariomycetes; Glomerellales; Glomerellaceae
Product: Malate dehydrogenase
Exons: 3
Coding region: 1-1002 (333 amino acids)
Biological process (GO): malate metabolic process; tricarboxylic acid cycle
Cellular component (GO): cytoplasm; mitochondrion
Molecular function (GO): L-malate dehydrogenase (NAD+) activity
Source: RefSeq, a predicted model, not a curated record
AUGUCUUUCGUCCAGCGCCGCAUGUUCUCCGCCUCGGCGAGAAGCCUCUCCAAGGUCACCGUCCUCGGUGCCGCCGGUGGCAUUGGCCAGCCCCUCUCCCUGCUCAUGAAGCUCAACCCCAGAGUCACUGAGCUCGCCCUCUACGACAUCCGCGGAGGCCCUGGUGUCGCCGCCGACAUCUCCCACGUCAACACCAAGUCCUCGGUCAAGGGCUACGACCCCACCGCCACUGGCCUUGCCAGCGCCCUCAAGGGCGCCGAGGUUGUCCUCAUCCCCGCCGGUGUUCCCCGCAAGCCUGGCAUGACCCGUGACGACCUCUUCAACACCAACGCCUCCAUCGUCCGCGACCUCGCCAAGGCCUGUGCCGAGUCGUGCCCCGACGCCAACAUCCUCGUCAUCUCCAACCCCGUCAACUCCACCGUUCCCAUCGUCUCCGAGGUCUUCAAGGCUCGCGGCGUCUACAACCCCAAGCGCCUCUUCGGCGUCACCACCCUUGACGUCGUUCGCGCCUCCCGCUUCGUUUCCGAGAUCAAGGGCACCGACCCCAAGGACGAGAACAUCACUGUCGUCGGCGGCCACUCGGGCGUCACCAUCGUUCCCCUUUUCUCCCAGAGCAACCACCCCGACCUGAGCUCCAACGCCGAGCUCGUCAACCGCGUUCAGUUCGGCGGUGACGAGGUCGUCAAGGCCAAGGACGGCGCCGGCUCCGCCACCCUGUCCAUGGCUUUCGCCGGUGCCCGCAUGGCCGAGUCCCUGCUCCGCGCCUCCCAGGGCGAGAAGGGCAUCAUCGAGCCCACCUUCGUCGACUCUCCCCUCUACAAGGACCAGGGCAUUGACUUCUUCUCCUCCAAGGUCGAGCUCGGCCCCAACGGUGUCGAGAAGAUCCUGCCCCUCGGCAAGGUCGACGCCGCCGAGGAGAAGCUCCUCGAGGCCUGCUUCGCCGACCUCAAGAAGAACAUCGCCAAGGGCGUCGCUUUCGUCGCCCAGAACCCCCCCAAAUAA